CUCUCAGCUUGCUUAUCACUCUCUCUCUCUCUCUCUCUCUCUCUCUCUAGAUCUCUCUCUCUCUCUCUUAAACACAUACACAGAGAGACACAAAAUCCAAAAAAGUAAAGAUGAAGGUUCUCUUUGCAACAUUGCUCCUAGUCACUCUUGUCCUCACUUCUUCUCUUAUUCACUCCACUAUGGCACACUCUCCAGCAGUGCUAGGAGAAGGGUAUUGUGGGAAGAAGUGUGCAGUGAGGUGUUCAAAGGCAGGGGUGAAAGAUAGAUGCUUGAAAUACUGUGGAAUAUGCUGUAAUGAGUGCAAAUGUGUGCCUUCUGGUACUUAUGGUAACAAGCACGAGUGCCCUUGCUAUAGGGACAAGAAGAAUUCCAAAGGCCACCCCAAAUGCCCUUAAUUUUAUUUUUAUUUUUAUUAAUACCACAAAAAGUGAAGUGAUGAUUUAAUUUCUUGUGGUCAUUAUAAUUAAUAAUUAUUAUAUCUAAGCAAAUAAUUGAACUUUUAUUUUAUGUAUCCUAUGUCUUUCUUUGAUUGGGCAUGGUUUCAAUAUAUAUGUUAUGCUAUUACUACUAUUUGAUUCUAUUUGAAUUGUUGAGUGGACAAUCUUA
Erythranthe guttata (spotted monkey flower) is the source of this 606-nucleotide messenger RNA. Its product is annotated as peamaclein. NCBI's taxonomy places the organism in Eukaryota, Viridiplantae, Streptophyta, Magnoliopsida, Lamiales, Phrymaceae. The record is from RefSeq and is a predicted model, not a curated record.